AUGUCUGUCGGCGGUUGUGAUGAACAGGACGUCAAAACACAGACCCUUUGGUGGACACGACGGCUGAGCGGACGGGCGUUCGGCACCGGAAUGGCGGCCAAAGACUCGAUGCGACGCUUCGGCGACGACUUGACGGAACUGUUGCUGUCGUUCCUGUCGUUGAGCGAGAAGUUGCGCUUUGAAUGUGUGUCCACUCAAUGGCAACGACUCGUCUUCAGACGCCAUCGCGAGCUCGUCGUCAAGAACUUCUUGCAUAAGAUGGUCGACAGCGACGGCCAGAGAAGCGUCCGAUUGGAGCGAAUGGCGACAAUCGUGCGGAAGUGUCGGUCUCUGGAAGCGCUGGACUUCAGUGAAUGUCAUUCAGUCGCCAAUUAUUGCCAAAUGUUUGCAUUGAUUGCCGACAACUGUCCGCAUAUGACAUACAUUAAGUGCGAUCUGAGUCUCGUCUCCGAAGACGUCUUCGAGGCGUUCGCCGCCAAACUCGGGCCACAAUUGCGCGGAUAUGACGUCCGCGCGAACAACCAAUCGGUCGAAAACACUCUCUCUCUCCGUCUUCUUCGCGUUUGUCGGCAUUUGCGUGAAUUGAACGCAAACUUAUCGCACAUUACGUCCGGAGAUGAGGUGUUGGCGCGAAAUCUGCGCCGAAUGUCGUUCUUCUACACUCACAAAGACGUCCAGUCGUUGCGGACAUUCGUCGCGCAAAACGCGGCGACUCUGAAGGCGUUGGAAGUGAUGUCCGCCGACAGCGAGUGGACGAACUGCGAGUCUUCGCGUUCGAAGGCCGCCAUCGCUGGCCUGCGAUAUAUCGACGACCCGUUCGCCGCUCUCUUCUGUUCGUCGCCUCUCAAGAGAACGCCUGAAAUCAAUAGAGGAUAUUAUGGCCGCUGUCUGGCCGUCAAUCACGUGAUCCGCGAGUUCUGCCGCCGAGAGGGCGCGUCUGCGCAGGUCGUGAACAUCGGCUCCGGAUUCGACGCUCUCUUCUGGCGACUGUCGGCCGAGAAGACGCCGUUCGCGCGCGUCGUCGAUGUGGACACUCCUCACGUGUGCGCGCAGAAGAUCCACGCCAUCGACAAAUGGCCGCAAUUGAAGGCAGAGGUGGCGGAAGAGCGCCGCGAAGGAAGUCGUGAAGGAAGUCUUCAUUCGCGGCGCUAUCACUGCAUCGCUUCCGACGCCACGAAAGGCCGCAAAUUGACGCAACUCUUGACCGAAGAGUGCGAAGUCUCGUCUUCAGCGCCCGUCCUCUUCGUCUUUGAGUGCGUUCUCCUCUAUUGGUCUAAAGACACGACCGAAGCGCUCGUCGCCACUCUCUCGCGCGCCUUCACGUCCGCCGCGUUCCUCGUGUUCGACGUCUUCAACACCGACGACCGCUUCGGUCACGUGAUGCAGGAAUCGCUGUCCCAGAGGGACACUCCGCUUCUGGGCGUCGCGUCGUCGCAAUCGCUGGACGACUGGCGCCAGAAGUUCGUCCAAAACGGCGCCAAAAACGUGACGGUUUGGGACAUGAAGACAGUCUACGAGGAACUGUUGCCGCGCGAAGACCGACAGCGCGCCGAACGCCUCGAGUUUUUGGACGAAACGGAACUCUUGACUCAACUCCUCAGUCAUUACUGUCUUCUCUUUGCCUCCAAUUAUUGCCCCGUUUUUUGCACUUCCGACUCUUCGGACCCGAAGAUCACCGCCGAUGCCAUCAAUUCAGUUGCCGUCCGAGUAUGGAAUCACUCGCGACACCUGGUGUCCGAUUCACGCAACCAGAGGUUCUGUGGUUCGCCACCAGAUGUCAGCGGCGUUGCCGUCGACCCCAAAAGCAAAGCAUAA
This is a messenger RNA of Oppiella nova, 1815 nucleotides long. NCBI's taxonomy places the organism in Eukaryota, Metazoa, Arthropoda, Arachnida, Sarcoptiformes, Oppiidae. The record is from the annotation of a GenBank genome assembly.